AUGGCUCGAAUGUCUGGCGCGUCUCCUGCCGGAGACUCGGACGGUAGAUUGAUGGACCCGAAUGACCCUCUUCCAGCACCUGGUCGUGUCCAGGUUGCAGGCGAACGCGAUCAGGCAGCCGAGGACCACGGGGUGCCUCAUGCAAAUUCGGACGCUCACGCCCACGGCGAAGUACGCCUAUUUCCUGAUGGGCCGACCUCCACGGUUGAAGCUGUGUUUGACGGAUACCGGGGCUACGUCCAGUCAGAUGAUGACUCAGAUGCUGAGUCUACCGACUCGGACAUCGAGCACUCCUUCUUCGUCGAGCGGCACGGCCGCCUCUUCCAUUACCAUGGUAAUCUCCCGUACCCGCUCCCUGCGGAUGAACUGGAGCAGAACAGACAGAUUGUCCAGCAUCUCUGCCUGCAACACCUGCUCGGCAGCAACUUCGUAGGGCCGGUGCCGGAACUCCUCUCUCCGGAUGGCGGAGAGGGAGAUAUAUGUGUUCUCGAUCUGGGCACCGGGACAGGGAGAUGGGUCAUGGAAAUGGCGCAUCAAUACCCAACAGCUCACUUUGUUGGCAUUGACAUAGUGCCGAUUUAUCCGGCUUCCGACUUCGAGAACGUUACUUUUCAGCUGGGCAACAUCAUGGAGCCUCUGAACUUCGCGAACGAGAGCUUUGAUAUUGUACAUGCGCGAUGCAUCUCGACUAGCGUUCGCGACUAUCCGGAACUUCUUCGCGAAAUAGCCCGCGUACUCAAGCCUGGAGGCCUCUUCAUCGGCGGAGAAUGGGCCCGCCGUGCUUCGUUUGCGCCCCAUCGUGAUCCUGACCGCGAUCUUGCUGUGCACGCUCCAGGCAUUCAGGCCAUGUUCGAGGCGAUCUCUAGCGGUUUGCGCGAUCGCAAGGGUAUUGACCGUGCCUUCGGGCCCGUCAUGGCGGCGUGGCUGUCCGACACUGGCGUUUUCAAUUACAUCGUCGAGGAGAAAUUCUACAUGCCCAUCGGAGAUUGGCCGACGCACGCGGACGCCAGCGCGCUCCGGGGUGUCGACUACGCUGCCCGGUUUUCUCGCAUGAGUCCCGAUGAUAUAACGGACCACCUCAAAAUCGUCGGAAACUACUUCCGGGCAGUUAUCGAUCGGUACGCCAAGAACAUGUGCCCGAUGCUGCUCGAGUCUGGCAAUCCUUUGCAGAGUGUCAAGGACCUUCUGCGCCGAUAUCGCCACGACCUCCGCCACGUCGAGGGCAUGGUCUGCGUGUAUCACGCCGUCCACGCCCGCAAAAUGUGA
Punctularia strigosozonata HHB-11173 SS5 is the source of this 1266-nucleotide messenger RNA. Its product is annotated as S-adenosyl-L-methionine-dependent methyltransferase. Gene Ontology annotation, molecular function: methyltransferase activity. Bases 1 to 1266 code for a protein of 421 amino acids. The transcript is spliced from 5 exons. Lineage: Eukaryota; Fungi; Basidiomycota; Agaricomycetes; Corticiales; Punctulariaceae. The record is from RefSeq and is a predicted model, not a curated record.